Rhodotorula toruloides NP11 is the source of this 744-nucleotide messenger RNA. Its product is annotated as methyltransferase like 10. Bases 1 to 744 code for a protein of 247 amino acids. Gene Ontology annotation, molecular function: protein-lysine N-methyltransferase activity. Gene Ontology annotation, biological process: peptidyl-lysine dimethylation; peptidyl-lysine monomethylation. The record is from RefSeq and is a predicted model, not a curated record. The transcript is spliced from 6 exons. NCBI's taxonomy places the organism in Eukaryota, Fungi, Basidiomycota, Microbotryomycetes, Sporidiobolales, Sporidiobolaceae. Gene Ontology annotation, cellular component: cytoplasm.
AUGGCUUCUGAAGCGCUCAAGAAGGCCAUGGAGGAGCUCGCAGCGUCCGGAGACGCACCCGAACUUGCAGAACUGCCGCCAUCGAAGUUGGGAACAAGGGAUCACUGGGACGAGGUCUACGAGAGGGAGGUCAAGAUGUUCAAGGAGAUUGGGGACGAGGGAGAGGUCUGGUUUGGCGAGGACUCGGCGCAGGACAUGGUCGAGUGGGCGGAGGAGCACUUCCCUCAGCUCGACGGACGGAUAUUGGACGUCGGCACCGGCAACGGCCAGCUCCUCUUCGCCUUCUCCUCCGCCGGCUACACCUCCCUGACCGGCAUCGACUACUCCCCUCUCUCCAUCGAGCUCGCCAACAACAUCCUCACCGCACGAACAUCCUCCGAGGACAGCGACCUCGCCUCGCCUCCACCUCGCUUCUUCACAGCCGACAUCCUGAAUGUCGCAGAGGGCAAGGAGGUCAAGGGCGUGACGGGCGAGCGGUGGGACCUAGUCACGGACAAGGGAACGUACGAUGCGGUGUGCCUGAGUGACGAGGCGCGGAAUGGGAAGAGCUUGAGGGAGCUGUAUGUCGAGUCGGUGGCGAAGCUCUUGCCGAAGGGCGGCAAUUGGACGCAAGCCGAGUUGGAAAAAGCGUUUGUGAGCGAGUCGACCGGCCUCGUCGUUCACUCGAACAUCCCCCGCGCAAGCUUCGAAUUCGGCGGCAGUACCGGAUCUUCCAUCACGACUGUCGCGUUUGAGAAGCGGUGA